Messenger RNA from Cutaneotrichosporon cavernicola, 2235 nucleotides. RefSeq lists its product as uncharacterized. Gene Ontology annotation, molecular function: transcription cis-regulatory region binding; DNA-binding transcription factor activity. The transcript is spliced from 5 exons. Bases 1 to 2235 code for a protein of 744 amino acids. Gene Ontology annotation, cellular component: nucleus. Lineage: Eukaryota; Fungi; Basidiomycota; Tremellomycetes; Trichosporonales; Trichosporonaceae. Gene Ontology annotation, biological process: regulation of DNA-templated transcription. The record is from RefSeq and is a predicted model, not a curated record.
AUGGAGGCCAUCGACUUACUCGGUGACGCACCACCAGCAAGCGUACCCAGCCAGGUUAAGCGGAAGCGCAAGGGCGACGCGACCAGCACACCUUCGUCUCAGCCGAAGCUGCAGCGCACGAAGGAGCCUGCGACUCUCGCCGCAGCCAUUCCCGAGACCUCGGUAACCUCUUCUCAGCUCAUUCCCUCGCCGGCCAUGGACAACGCCUCUUCACAGCUCGUUUCCGCGCCGGCCAUGGACGACGCCGACCGGAGUAAGGGCCAGUCGGACGAGGACAAGCACAAGGAGAGCAAGGAGGAGCGCCGGAAACGGAAGGAGGAGAAGCGGCGAAGGAAAGAGGACAAGGCCAAGCGGAGGGAGGAGGAGGGCGGAGAGCGCAAGCGCAAGCACAAGAGUGACGACAACAAGAAGAGUAAGAAGCACAAGAGCUCGGAAGUGCCUGCGGAGACCUUGAUGGCCGACAUCUCCAAGGUGGUCGAGGACUUUGUGGCCGCGUCGCCGGUGAAGGAGAAGACGAAGAAGGACAAGGGUGCUGAGGAGGCCGAGGAGGCCGAGGAGGCCGCCAUGACGGUGGAAGGGAAGGAGAAGGCGCCCGCCGACGCCGCCGACGCUGCCUCCCCCUCACCAAGCUCCAAAUCUUCUUCAUCCAGCGAUCCCAUGGACGCCUCGUCAUCCGAACCAGAGGACGACCCUAUGGAUGCGUCGUCUCCGGCCGCCUCUCCCACUCGCCCGCCCAAAGUCCUCCCAGUCCUUACGGUGACUCGUUCGCCAACGCCACCUAUCAAGUCAAUACACAAGGUGGGCGAAACCUCCAAAGCUGCUGUGGCCAAGGCGACCAAGGCUGCGGACGGCGCCAAGCCCAAGGUCCAGCGCAAGAAGAAGGAGGCCGAGUCAGUCGAUGAGGCCGAGGACGAGGCGCUACGCGAAAAGCUCAAGGAUCCCGAGGCCGCACAGGAGUUCCUUUCGUCGCGCUGGGUCGACAUCCCCGUCCUCCUCCGUCUGGAGAAGAAGGGCAUCAUCACGUGGAAGCGCGGCAAGUACACCGAGUCGGAGAAGGCGGCUGUGCGUGGAACGCUUGAGACGUUUAAGCGGACGCACUCGGUGUCCGACCAGGAGGUCGUUGACAUCAUCUUUGCAAAGGGACGCAGCUCGGCGCGCAGCAAGUAUCCUGGCUUCUGGGCAGACGUCGCGGGUGCAGUGCCAGGGCGGCCGCUGCGGUACGUCAAGGAGGCAGUGCAGAGGAUGUACCACCCGAACGCGCACAAGGGGCCGUGGACGAAGGAGGAGGACCUGGAGCUCCAGCGCGCGUACAUUGACACGCCAGGCCAGUGGGUCAGAAUCGGAGACGCGGUCGGACGGCCCUACACCGACUGCCGCGAUAGGUACAGGAAGCAGCUCGAGGUGUCCAAGGAGCGCAUCAGCGGGCGCUGGACGAAGGAGGAGGAGGAGCAGCUCAAGGCGGCGGUCACCAAGGUGGCUGGAGAUUUGGGCCGUGACAUGUUCGACGGCGACCUUCCGUGGCCCGUCGUUGCGCACCUCAUGGACGGCAACCGCUCGUUCCACCAGUGUCGUGUGAAGUGGCAGGAGAGCAUGGUGCCCAUGCUUACAGGGGAGGGCUACAACGCGCCAUCCAAGGACGUGCUCGCGGCUAUGCGCGAGUUCGGAUACGAGCACGAGAAAGACAUUGUGUGGCGCGACGUCUCGAACCACGCGAAAAGUCACUCCAAGGGCGCACAGGCAACUUGGCGGCGGAUGCUGGCAUUCGUCGGCGCGGUUGAGGGCAAGUCGUUGAAGGAAACCCUCGACCUGAUGGAGGCAAAGCUCGACGACAUUGUCGCUCAGGAGAGUGGGCCAGCACCUAUACGGGUCAAGAAGGCUCCGAAGGCCAAGAGGAACGGCGAGCCCGGCAAGGGCUUCCCUCCAGCUUCGAGUGAGCCUGGUGCGAACGACGAUACUGAACAGGCAGCCGAGUCGGUUCCCACGCCUGUGAAGAAGGCCCAAGAGUCGGCCAAGCGCAAGGAGAAGCGCCGCGAGCGGUUAGCGGCCGCGCGAGGGGAGAGUGACUGGCUCGGAUCUGCGACUGUGGGCUCGCAGGCCGAGGCGUGGAUGGACAGUGUGGUGGCGGGCGGCCGUGACCGCAGCGUGAGCGCGCGCAGCAGUGUGAGUGCGAGUGCAAGUGCAAGUGCGAGUGCCGAGGUGCGCAGCCGCAAGGUGAGCUUUGAGGGCGACGAGUAG